GUUUUAUAAAACAUAGCGUAACAGUGCAGUGAACCAAAACAGGAUCGAGAUCGUGGAAAAGAGAGGACCCAAAUGCUAGCUCCUCAGAAUUAAUACUCAGAAACUGCCGAAACAUAGGCAUGGAGUACUUAACUGUAAUUUUUCUAGUUACACUCCUGUGGGUCACCCCUGAAGCCUAUGCCGCACCUGUCGUGACAUCCAUCUCGCCGAGAGACGGAAGCGUAGCCGGUGGGACCAGGGUCUACAUCUAUGGCUCAGGUUUUGCAAGUGACCAGGAUGGGUCGGAUAAAGAUCCAAACAGAGGAAACCAUGUGUACUUCAGGACAACUGACGGAGUUCACACGAUUCCUUGUGUUGUGACAGACACAGACAUCUCUGAAACUAAGCUGUCAUGCGAAACAGGUGUCUCACCGAAUGGUGGUGACUACGAGACUGAGGUGGUCGUCGUCUCAGAGGGAGUAACGGUCGAAAGGCCAUGCAACGGCAGAUGUAUUUACUGGUAUCGUAACUCCAAGACACCAACACUUGAUGACUUCUUACCCCGGAACUCACUUCCAGGGCCUGUAACCUCGUAUCAUGGCAAAAUCUUCACAAAUCAGCUUAGCCGAAUUUCAAGCAACGCAGACCAAGCAUUCGACCCUAACAAGCCAGAGAUCACUAGAAUCUUCAUCGGUGAGCAUGUUGGAAACCCUUUUGAUGUCGCCAAUAACAUGGAGUUUGACUCUCAUAUUAACAACCAAGACGGAUAUUUCAAAAGCAAGGCUGCGGAUACUCACCCAGAAUCGCGAAGUGGGACCUACUUGGUCUCGGGUCUGGGGCGAGCAAAGGUUAAUAUCAACUUGAUGCAAGUAGACGCUGACCAGGACCUCUAUAUACAGCAGACGCAUGCACGUGUCCAUUCUGUGUUCCCCUCGUCCGGAAGCUUGGCCGGAGGCACGCUGCUUACAAUCCAGGGUCAAGGGUUUGGUAGGAACAGUAUACGAGUUGAAGUUGAUAUCGCCGGUGUGAAAUGCAACGUUGCUAGCGUCACCGACACAGAGAUCAAGUGUACGACCAACAGUCACGUCCAGAACAAACCGCUUUACGCAGGGGGUCGCGGUCUUCUGUGGGAAAUGUGGUCAGAAACAAAGCAAUCAACGGCAGCGGAAGUAGCGCAACUGACGUCAUCCGCAUCUGAUUAUACCACGUGGGUACUGACCAACAGCUCGUUACCAGACGUGACGCCAUUCAAUAGAUCUGAGGCGACGGGAUAUAGCUCGAGGGUCAGCGGUUUCUUUGUGGCUCCAUGGGAUGACCGGUACACUUUCUAUAUUAAGUGCGACGACAAGGCCGAGCUAUACCUGAGUCUGAACGGGGACCCAGCGAAUAAGACCAAAGUUGCCAACUGUCCUUCUUUUACCCGGUCCUGGACAAAAUGGGACUCGCAAAAGUCGGAUGACUUCAACCUCAAAAAAGGCCAGGAAGUCUACUUGUUAGCGCAUCACGUGGACACUGGAGGCUCCGGGCACGGCAUAGACAUCGGCGUCAAAGUGCGAGAUGUGAAACACCCCAGCUCGAAGUUAGGAGGAGCAACAAAAGAGGUGCAACAGCUCUACACUUGGUCCAAUGUAGUACCUGAGACACUGACCUUAAACCUAACCAAAGCUGCUGCGAGCUUCAACAUCCAAAUUGGAGAUAAGACCUCAGCAUCUAUUGAAACCUCUGUGACAGAAGAGGCCCUCCAGGAUGCUUUCAUUGACAUGUUCUCGGCCAAAUGCACGGGAUCAGUGUAUGGAUCCGGCGCCUGUGCCUCUGGUAUCGGUAACUUAGGGACAAAGUGCUGGUAUCACGAGGGAUUUGAGCGUUGGCCUGAGUACGGACAUGAGGGAGGGACGAAGACAAACGACUCCAUGCCAUUCUGUGGCCGAACGUCCAUCGAAAACCCACACCUCGUUUACCAUACUGGCACUACGAAGAAAUCAUCCAACGAUUAUGUCUCACGAUACGAACUCGACAUCUAUCCUUAUCUUUGUUUCGCGUACAAGGGACCAAUCAGAGAAUACAUCCAGAUGAGGCUUGAUUACACCGGGGAGAGCGGGCGCAAUGGAUUGGUCUACUACCCCUGGAUGAAGUUCGAGCGUGGUACUAUCAGCAAUAACUGGAAACACGUGUGCAUCAAUAUCUUGGAAAUAGUGAUCGCAGCUAACCCACCCGAUGCUCCUUCUUUGAAUAAAUAUUAUGUAGACUGGAUCAAGGUCUUCCGUGAACCCAAGACCUCGGAUACCUUUUACAUGGAUGAGCUUUGGAUUGGCAAAGAGAAGAAUACCAUGACACCAAGCAGUGCUCCAGCCAUGCCUGGUGGGCACCUCGUGCGCUCCUUCAAAGUUGAACAAGUGGCAGACAAAGUGUUCAAGACGUUUCUCACGCCGGCAAAAUGCGGUACCAACAUCCCGCUUAUAGGCAUUCAGAACGGAGUAACGCAAUCCAGCACUUCCAAUCAGAAGGUCAUCCAGCUUUCCGGUGGACUGGCAUCGUCAUACGUCACCGUGGAACGCACGGCACCAGCCAGCCCGCCAAUCACGGGGACUUUCAAUAUCACGUGCAGCGGGAAGACAAGCAUUGGACUCCCUGCCAAUGCUGAAGCAGACUAUGUCAAGGAACGCCUGGAAGAAACCUGCCCUGAGGAGGGUUUACUCACGGUCUACCGUUGGGGUCGCUGUGCCGCCUACACCUGGCAUAUUGAGUGGAACACGGUAGGAGGGGACCGCCCUCAGUUGACCGUGUCAGGUGAUCUUCAAGGCCAGUCGGUAUCCAUUGGUCAGCGGACUAUCACCGAAGGAAACUACUUCAUGAAACCGAUUCCUUCAGAGUUCCUUAGGUUGCCGUGCGAAAAAUCUCAGGUAUUCGUCAAGUCCUGGGGGAUCCCUAGUGCAGGCAAUUGCAGUGAGAGUCUAUUUGAGUUCACAUCAGAGGCAACACCAACGCUAACCUCAGUUUCACCGACCAAUAUAUCGGCGGGCAAUGAGCUAACGUUAACUGGUACCGGGUUCUCCACUGAUUGCUCCAAAAACUCGGUUCUGAUUGGCUCGACGAAUUGUUCAGUCACGACAUGCUCUGAGACGGAAAUCAAAUGUACUGUAGGAUCGGGAGACGGAGGUGUGCAAACUGUACGUGUUAUAGUGGAGGAUAAAGGGAACGCUCAAGAAAGGUCUGCGCGAAAACGACGUUCCGUAAGCCCUUCACAUGUACCAUUUACUACUAUCAAUGUUGUCCCCACCGUAUCUGAUGUUUCCCCUAAUCGAGGAAGCACGUCGGGGGGAACGGUGAUUACUUUAACAGGGCAGAGCUUUGGUACCACCCUCUCAACAGUAUCUGUGUCUAUUGGCGGGUCAGCGUGCACCGUGAUUGAGGUCUCCAUUACGUCACUCAGGUGUCGCACAUCUGCGCGUGCGGCAGGUGUGGUUACAGUGUCCGCAACAGUGUCUGGGGUCACUGCAUCUAAAGACAGUGCCUUUACAUACGAUGCCGCCCUUACACCUACCGUCACAGACAUCACACCAAUAAGCGGGAAAGUAACGGGUGGAACCAAUCUGACCAUCACGGGUACUGAUUUUGGCACUGACAGCGGCGUUAAGAUAAUGAUUGGCGCAAAGGAGUGCGUUCGUAUUUCAAAUACGGACACGCAGAUAAAGUGCACAGUACCAAUGUCUGAAGCAGGAAGUUUCCCGAUUACGAUUGAGAUCCCAAAUAAAGGAUUCUCCUUGAUCCCCGGAGAGUUUGCAAACUUUGAGUACAAGCUUAAGAUCACAAGCAUUUCGCCUCAGUCCGGCUCAAUGGCGGGAGGAACCGAACUGACAAUCAACGGUGAAGGAUUCAGUGCAGAUUUGGCGGGAAAUGUCGUGACUGUUGGCGGGAAACCUUGUCGCGUAACAGCUGCUUCCGAGACUAGUGUGACUUGCGUGACCCCUGAUAGCUUCAAGACUGUCACUGUAGACAAUUCGGGACGUCACGACAAAUUUGGUCUCGGUUACGGCUGGAGUCCAAAAUUGGUACUGAUCACCCAGGGAGACACCGUCAAGUGGAAAUGGUCGACACAAGCAUUUUCAAACAUUCAGUACCAGGUCUGCUCGUCCAACGAGGCCAACCCCGCAGUGUGUGACGGGAAUGUUUUCAAAAGCAUGCGCAGUAAAAUUGGCACCUUCUCUCACAAGUUCUCUAGAACAGGAGCGUACAGCUAUACUAGCGGGCCCGUAGAUGUUAAUGAGAACAUAAUAAUGAACGGCAAGGUAGAGGUUGAUGAGUUCGUUUCUGAAGAGCAGCCUAUCAAACUCACUGUUGAAGGCUAUUCAGCAAUCUGUGCUGCCUCAAGGCAAGCGGCUGCAUCUUCUACAAGCUGCUCGUCUGGAGUCACAACCGCUAUUCCCGGUUGCGAUACCGGAAGUUUCAUGGCAGUCAGCGCGGUCUCAGGAAGCUGUCUCACAUUUCAAUACCGGAAAUGCCACACCCCAAUUGUCACAAGCGUAUCUCCAAAUAACGGCACUAGUCAGGAUGUUAUAACCAUCACCGGAAGUGGAUUCAGCGUCACGCAAUGCCAAAAUAAUGUCAAGUUCGGUGAUCAUGUGUGCAAUAUUGUCUCCAGCACUGAGACAAAAAUCACGUGCAAGCUUGACGUCAGCAAAACGCCAGCGCCGGGUAUUGAACUUCCGGUCGAAGUGACCGUGACAAACCGCGGUCACGCAUUCGUGCAUCCCGUGACUGGGACGAAGGCGUCUUUUGUUUUGUACCCUCGCGUUGCAUCUAUCAGCCCAAUCUCCGGGUCAGAACAAGGGGGGACACGUUUGACCGUGACAGGGGACGGCUUCGCUACUGAUGCGAAAGGUAACACCGUCACGCUUUCCACGUCCCAGUGUAUUGUCAAGUCCGCAACGUAUACAAGCCUUGUUUGUGUGACACCACUUAAGCCUGGUGCCGUGACUGUUGCUGAUGUGACAAAUACAGUCGGUGGAGUCCAAAGUGCAUGCGCAGGGAAUGAAUGCAAAUUCACAUACUCUAGUGCGCAUACUCCUGCUGUUACCAGUACUUCCGGUACGACCAUGAAUACUCCAAACCAUGAGCUGACUUUCACCGGAACUGGAUUCUCGUCAAAUACAGCAGACAUUACGAUAACCGUUGGGACCACUUUCUGUUCCGUGACUUCCGCUUCCACCACUUCCGUCACAUGCCAGAUUGUGGGAUUAACUAUUGGCAAUCAUGACGUCAAACUUUAUGUGAACAAUAAGGGCUUUGCCCGCUUCGACCAAGCAACGUCCGUGACAAGUAGUGCAAAUAUCAUAAGCGUGACUCCAACGGAGACUGGUAUCAACGGAGGUGUUCGUAUCACGCUUGUUGGAAAUGGCUUUAAAGAUGGUGUGACUGUCACGGUGGGUGGUACUAAAACUACCGUCGCUAGCGUGACGGUUUCCGAGAUCGUGAUUAUCACGCCCCCUCACGCAUGCGCUUCAUCCUGUGACAAGACGCUGGUGCUGACAGUUGAUGGGGUUACCUUUCCAAAUAAGGUCAUCACGUACAAGGAUUCACUCACGCCAGUUGUCUCAUCCGUCUCGUUACCUGCUCGCAGGAGACGGCGGUCGCAAGUUUCCAGCUCGGUAAUAGCAGGUGGCCAGUCUUUGACUAUCACCGGAAACUUCCCUGGAGCCUCGACUUCAAGCGUUUUAGUCACGCUUGGUGACUACGUCUGUGAGGUCACGCAAGCCACAGCUUCAAGCAUUGUCUGCAUAGUUCCUGAGAAGCCUGCCGGAGUCUACCCCUUGAAUAUUCUAAUUGGAUCUGGAGGUUGGGCCACAUCUUCAAUUAAAGUGACUAUAGAGCUUUCGAUAGAUUCGGUGAACCCUGCGGACAGUGGGUACGGUGGUGGUCGCAGCAUAGUGGUGACCGGGAAAGGGUUCAGCGACUCCACCCUCAUCACAGUGUGUGGAACCUCAUGUCCACUCACUCUAGGAUUCAGCAUCACCAACACCCAAAUCUCCUGCGACGUCCCUCCGCACGCAAAGCAGGCCGGGGACACCGCAUGCGCAGUAGAAGUCACAUCUGGGGAUGUCACUCAGACCCUGUCAAAUGCCUUCACUUAUAAAUCCUCCAUGACGUCAGAGAUCACAUCAGUGUCCCCGUCACGUGGAGGCACAGGCGGUGGCGUGACUUUGACUAUUUCCGGUUCCGGUUUCAGCACUACGCCCAGUGGUAACAAGGUUACGAUAGACGGUACCGUGUGUACUGUUAAUUCCGCUACUGCUACUACUAUCACGUGUGUUACUGGGGCGCAUAGUCGGACCAUUAAGACGGAAGUGCGUGUAGAGGUGGGGUCUAACGGCAUCGCCCUAAUGACCGCUGCAGGCUUCUGGUACGUGGACGUCUGGUCGUCUCCGUACUCGUGGGGCGGAGGGCCAAUCCCGGGUCUCGGUGCAUUUGUAAUCAUCAAGAAAGGCCAGACGAUGCUGAUCGACAUAGACACAGCCGUUCUAAAGAUGUUGUUGAUCCAGGGAGGGACGGUGAUGUUUGACGACUCGCGUGACAUUAACUUACACGCCGAGUACAUCCUGAUAACAGACGACGGGAAACUGCAGGUCGGCACUGAGGCUGAACCCUUCCAGCACGAAGGUACCAUUACGCUUUACGGCCAUCAGCUAUGCACAGAGCUCCCUGUGUACGGCUGCAAAGUGAUAGCGGUACGUAAAGGCACGCUGGAUCUUCACGGACGUCACGUUCAAUACACGUGGACACGGCUCAGCCAAACAGCGGCCGCUGGAGACUCCGAGCUGCAUCUACAGCUUCCGGUCUCUUGGAAGGCCGGUGAUAAAGUCGUGAUCGCGUCAACAAGUAGAUCUCAAGAGGAGAAUGAAGAACUUGAGAUAACUGGAGUCAGCAACGGCGGAAAGACCAUUCAGGUGACACCACCCUUGAAGUACAGGCAUAUAUCGAUUGAGCAGACAAUUGGCGGUCGUGUGAUCGAGACUCGGGCGGAAAUCGGCCUUCUUACUCGUAACGUGCGUGUAAUCGGUGCUCGGCGCGUGGAAUGGAACGAUCCUAUCCCGGAAUGCCCGCAUGACUUCGAGGCAGGACAAUUUAAAAAGCAGACCUGCUUCCGUGGGAAAUUUGGCGCUGAGAUUGAAACCGACGGAAUGGGUGCGACAAUCAUGUUUCACGGCCCCAAUGAAGGUGACAUAACAGGAAGGUUUAGUUACGUUGAGCUUGAGAAUGUCGGGCAGCUGUUCCGUCUUGGAAGAUACCCCAUUCACUUCCACAUGAUGGGAAGCAUCAAGGGAUCAUAUGUUCGGGGAUGCGCCAUCUACCACAGUCAUCAUCGCGCCGUUACCUUGCACGGGGUCAACGAAGCCGUCGUGGAACACAACGUUGUCUAUGACAUAAAAGGUAACGCCGUGUUUAUGGAAGAUGGAGCUGAGGAGCUAAACGUGGUUAUCUAUAACUUAGGGAUCUUCGUCACACCAUCAACCUCUGGUCUUAACGUCGACAUUACACCUGCAACGUUCUGGGUGACCAAUGCAAACAACACAGUAAGUCAUAACGCCGCCGCAGGAGGCAGCCACUUCGGGUUUUGGUACCAGAUGUUUGAGCACCCCGAGGGGCCGUCAUUUGACAAAAAUAUCUGCCCAAGAAAUAUUCCAAUGCUUGAGUUUUAUAAUAACACUGCACACUCCUUCGGACGCUAUGGACUCUGGGUCUUUCCAACUUAUCACCCAAAGAAAGGAGGCAAGUGCGACUCUAAGGAAAAUGAACCAGCAGUAUUUAAAAAGUUCGUGUCUUGGAAUAAUAUGCGUGGGGCCGAAGCAGUCGAAGUAGGAGCCGUCCAGUUUGAUUGCUUUGAUACUUUGGAUAACGAUGUUGCUGGCAUUGAAUUUGUAUUUGCUGACAUGAAAGAUAACCACUGGGGUGGACCAAAGAUUAGUAAUUCUCUGAUUGCAAGCCACACUCCAGGCCUUCGCCAGGGAUCUGAUUGCACCGACGCUGGUAUCCGCACCCCUCAGACACACAACCUCGUCAUAUCAAAUGUCACUUUUGUAAACUUUAACACGCCUUCGUGCAAAUGUGCGGCGCUUAAACAUUGUGCCCAAUGUAAGGAGUUCAAAAAGAGGGGAGGAUUUGCUUACAGAGUCGUAAACCUAAAAUGGGUGGAUUCACCUUGCAAGGCACAUUUCCAAUGGAAGUUUGAGACAGUCGUCGAAGAUCUUGAUGGCUCACUGACCGGUUUUGAUGGUGGAAUUGCAGUCCCCACAAACAGUCUCCUCCCCCAGUCUAAAUGCUCGUCCAGUGCGGAGGUUAGCCAUGGUGAAGUUCCGGGAAGUUACUGUGAAGGUCCUAUAAACCUCAGACGGUUUGCGCUAAACAACGUAUCGCCUACCUCUCUGAAAGCCAAGUAUCUUAGCGUGACAAAUCAGUAUGGUACAGAGCUGGUGCCAUUCCACGAAAAAGACCACACUCAUCCGUUGGGCCACCAGUUGUCUUUACUCAUGAAGGAAGACUACCUUAUGUCUUACGUUGGCGGUGAACAAAUCACAAAUAUCUCAUACACAGGUAAGAUCUUCGAGCCACAUGAGAGCGAAUAUGCAAGAAUAUCACACCAACUUCAUCAGCGUCCAGAUCACUUCGAGACCACGGGAGUUUUUCAAAGUAUGACUGAUGUCACGCCACCAGUCGAUGCUAAUCACGGUGCAUGGUGCUUUAAGGACGACACUAAAGUAUUCGAGUACAUAUUGUCUGGUCACGGUAACACUCGCACCCUUAACGGUAACUACAACGACCGAACGGUGCGUCCGCGCUUGUACGCGUGUUUUUAUCCGGGCUGCGUGAAGCCUACGCUUCCACCUUUGCCUGAAGGUCGCCCCUCCAUCUUCCAGUUGUGGUGGACGAACUCUGAUUGGCCAACUGGAGAACUCCCUGCCGCUGAGACUGACGUCGAGAUCGCAGCAUCCAAGUGGGUUGUAGUUCGGCAGUCACCUCGUCCAAUGAAUAAGCUUAUAGUUUACGGUGUCUUGGAAAUUGAAUGUGGUGCUGAUAUCGUCAUUAAUGCUACCUACAUAGUUGUUUACGGUGGCUUUAUUGUGGGCUUCCCGGAUCAGAGAUGUAAUAGCAAAGUUGUUAUCUCACUUCGAGGGUCACACUCGAUGGACAUUACUCAGAUAGAGGGGGGUCCCAAGACGAGUCCAAAAUCCUUAACAGUGCUCGGGUACAUUAAACUUCACGGCCCCGAUAAACAGGUGUAUUGGACCCAGCUUGCUUCACCCGCGGAUGUCGGAGCAAAUGCUAUCACCCUCGUUAAAGCGGUCGAUUGGGCUGUUGGAGACGAGAUUGUGGUUGCUUCCACUACAGUGGAAACUCGUCAAACCGAAGUCUUUAAGAUCACCGCAAUUUCCAGCGAUAAGAUGACCUUAACAUUAGACGGUACUUUGACGUACGCUCGCAAAGCUGUCACUUUGACAUCAGGUAGCCGCUCAUGCGCAAUGGCCGCUGAGGUUGGACUGCUGACCAGGAAUAUCAGAAUCGAAGGCGCAGACGAUCCGAUUGGCUCUGUGAGCAGCAAGGCUUACGGGGCAAGAGUGACAAUUGGGAAAUAUAGUGACCGCGCCGGAAAGGCCGCCAUCGAGAACGUGGAGUUCUCUCUCUGUGGACAGGAAGGCUGGAAUGAUUGGGAUGAUCCAAGAUACGCUUUGACGUACCUAAACCUCGAUGAUGUGACCUACCCAGAUAGUUUUGUGAAGGGCUGUUCCUUCCAUCACCUGCUCAAUACGGGCAUCGGCGUCCAUUUGACCAACAAGCUGCUUAUUCAGGACAAUGUGGUUCAUCACUCGAUUGAUGCGGGAAUUAAAAUGUCUGGCGAGAAAAGCAAGGCCAUUAGAAACUUAGUGGUCGAUUCUCGCUCUUUGCAGACCUUCAAUGGACGAAUUGAACCAGUCGCUGCUAUAUGGCAUGGCGCUUUCGAGACUCAUGAAGGCAAGCUCCACACGCUUAUUAAUAACACGGUUGCUGGCAGCGAGAGACUUGGUUUCAGGACGGACGGAGAGCCGUGCACUAGAGAAGAAUCCCCGGAUGUUCAGGACUGGUACGGGAAUGUUGUUCACGGCGCUUGGCACGGCAUUCAUAUUGGAUAUGAGGAGGGAUGCGAUGACUGCUCUAAGCUUUCAGGGUUCUGUACAUGGGGACACUUUGACUAUGGUAUUUUCACCUAUGGUCGAAGCAGCAUUAAAGUGCUUAACACCAUGGUGAUUGACAACGAUCACGGAAUCUUGCACAAUACCUGGGGGCCGCCUGCAGUCUCUCAUAAUUUUGCGGACAAGUUCUACGAGUUGAUCGAUAGCACGCUUGUAGGAACAAGUCCAGGGUAUAAGUGCAGCGACAACAGCAUUGUUCCAGAAGGACGCAAACCUUAUACAAAGUUUGGUGCAAAGAAGCCAAAGUCAGGUGGUAAGAUCGGUACAAGCAUAGGAUUCUUCGUAUCAAGUCCGGGUGCUGGACCAACUUUGUCUUGGGAAGGCCCUAUGUCGUACCCUGCCAUAUAUGGACAUACGCGAUUCCAAAACGUCGCCUUUGAGCACUUCACGGUGUCAUGUGACAAGCGCGACUUUGCCGUUGUCCCCAACUUGUGGGUGGGCGACAUUACCCAUCCGAUGGAUACCAAAGGUAUAACGUACAAUAACGUGGAUACAGAAUCCAUCAUAUACUUCAUUACGCCCACAACUCAGUGGAUCAACCCGUCAGAUUGCGUCGACAUGGACUGCGACGCCCGCCGACAGCUUCUCAUCAGAGACCUCGAUGGUUCAUUCUCCGGCCGAGCCAGUACCCUUAUCUCAAAAGCCGAAUAUGAGUGGGACGGAAAUCCAAGGUUUGGCCUUGGUGAUUAUCGCAUCCCAAGGACUGCACAGACCAACCCUGAUGGCUCGAGAAUAGACACUUCAGUGGCUUACCCCCAGAAGGGCAUCAUCCGAGGCAGCACGUGCACAUGGAAGAGCACGUGGUUCGCAUACCAGUGUACAGAACUCGACCAUAUAAUGUUAAUCAUAGAGAGUAUGGACCGUGACACAGAGACCCGCCGGCUCUCUCCAAUUGCCCUCAUCUCAGAAGGAUCAGUGAAUCUCUUGAACGGCCCGAUGGAUCACGGAUGGUGCCUUGGAUACACAUGCCAGGAGCGGAUCUCCACCUUCUACGGAAUCGUCGCCGCCGGCAAGAAUAUCCAGGUGUACAUGACUGGCAACGAGCCUCAGACGCUGCGCUUUCAUCUUCUUAAUGCUAAGCCUGAACAGGCAGUUACCGUGUCCAUGUUCUUCACCGAACCUCAGCGCAAAGACGUUUACGUAGAAGGUGUGUACAUCGCACCUAAGAACGCUAAGAUGGAAGAUGACUCGGUGACCCUACAACCUGUCCCCAGUGGCCAGUCACGUGACUACUGGUUCCCGAAACUCACGGAUACGAUCAACGGGGAGAACUACUUUGAACGCUCUUACAAAAUGCUCCACUUCUUAUUAAAGGGAAAGGAGUUUGUAGAGAUUCAGACCACACCCGUUAUUCAGUUGUCUCUGAGCCUCAAAGCAGUCAGCGUGGAUGAUUUCUUCAAGGAGAAUCUCGUGAAUAACCUCGCAGCUCUGCUUGAUAUUGAUAAAUCCAUGAUCCAGGUGAUGGACGUGGUUAGUGCAAGCAAACGUCGCCGCCGCCGAGCAACUGGUGAAACCACUUUUAUUAUCGUGAUAUCAGACCCGCUGCCAGCAGCCAACAAAACAGCUAACGCGACAUCGUCUGCAACAAACACAACAGCAAACACCACGUCGUUUGAAGAGUUGAAAGCGUUGACAGACAAAACAGUGGAGGCGGUGCAGAGUGGUGCGCUGGCCGAGAAAACUGGGCUUGUAGUUACUGGUGUUGAUGUCAAAGAGCCCGUCCCUCCCCCUGUAGAUCCAACUGGUGGCGUACGCGCUACUAACGGCUCAGUACCAACUAACAUAACUGGAGGAAUGACUUACGCUGAGAAGAUGGCGCUGCAAGAGGCGGCUGAAUCCAACAGCUCGUCCAUCAGUUUCUCGGUGCCUUGUAAACUUUCCUUUAUGGAAGGACCAAUCACCGAGAACGAGACCGUUCCUUUUGCAAGACAACCUAAGUUACAAAUCCUGGACUGCAACGACCGACCGGUGCUGAACCUGGGACUUAGCACAAACUGGACAGUCACUGCCAGGAUUAGAAACGGUUCCGGCGACGCUCUGGCGGAACUCAAUGGUACCCUCACCGUAGCAUUCGCCAACGGCAUCGCAGCCUUCACGGACCUCAGCGUAUCCCAUAGUGCAUCAGGCUAUAUCCUGGACUUUAGCGUGUCUUAUCCGCUGAACGCCAAGUUUGCUGUCUCGAGCAGUGCGUUUACCAUCAGAGAGAGGCUGUUGAGCUACGUUGUGUCUGUUCAGCCUGUGGGCGCAAACAAGACAGCGGCUUUCCGCGUGCAGCCUGUGGUGGAGGUUCGUGAUGCUGUGUCUGGACAACUGGUGGAGAACACCGGAUGGAAGGGACGAGUAUGGGAGGUGACGGCAAGUAUCGCCGAUCCCAUCAAAUACCCCGGCAACCUGAAUGGUACCACCACAGUGCGGUUCACCAAAGGCGUCGCCCGCUUCACCGACCUCAGCAUCGACACCCCCGGCACCGGGUAUGUCGUGAACAUGACCGUGUCGACCACGCCCUCGUCCAUGUACCAUGGCACCGCCCAGACCGAGGAGAUCACCAUCGAGGAGCCCUUGCUGUACACAAGCCGCAUUGAGGCCAUACUCAACCUGCAAUACGAGCUGACUAACGAGACAUUGGUGGGCGUGACCGGAAGUGAGCACAAGGCGCACCUGGAAUUACGCAUGGACAGCGGUGUUAUCCUGAAAGUCAAUGACUUCUCGCCUUACGCGAACCUGCUAACAUUCACAUCUAGUAACCCGUCAGCGGUCGCCGCCCAUCCAUCAUCCGGGAUCCUGACCCUCAAUGCGCAUGACAACAGCAAGGUCGCCAUUAGGGUGGUGGCUUCAUCUAAUGCCAGUAUCGCAGCCUCGUUCUCGUUCUACUCGAACCCUCAACCGGAUGUGGGAGAAGUCGAUAUUGGGGAAAUUAUCGGACCCGCGAUGUUUUCGCUCAGAAGUGGUCAAAUCUGGAACAUGCCCAUAAGAGUAAACCCAGGAUCUGGUCUUCUAGCCAUUCACAUCGAACUCAAAUUUGACACCAGCAAAGUCCAAAUGGAAGAAAUCACCACAGACCUACAAUAUGCGCACAUGGGAAAUACCAUUACCAUAUUUGGACCUGUUGAUGACGCCAACAGUCUAGCUACUGACAUUGGCACUGUCAAGGUCAAGGCUUUGACCACAGGUAUCCCGGAAAUGCUUCUAAAUCACUACCGCACGGUGAAUAAGGAGUUGGCCAUCAAACCCACUAAGAGCGCUGCAGGUCAAUGCUCCUCUCUACCGAAAGGUGAUGUGAACUUUGACUGUGCACUGGACAUUAUCGAUGUUGCGUACAUCAAGGGCUACGCUAUGUAUCUGAAGAACGGAUAUUUGGGCUCCGUGAUGGGCUCCGUGACGGCAGCUCAAAAGAAGGAAAUGGACGUUGACUGGAAUACCAAGGUUGAGGGUCGAGAUGCAUGGUUCCUGGCAGAAGUGUACCUGGACAGAGCAAAGUUUCUGACUGAGCUGGCUUUCAAGGUGCCUAGCAGCAGUCUUCCGGACUCUGACAGCACCAAGUGUAACCUGGAAUUUACCGCAAAGUUCCUGGACAAGGAUGGUUCUGCAGUCGAUUCAGGUACCCUGGAAGUGUACUAUGACUUCUCGUACCCUACAUUGAUUUUCCAGGAGCAUAUUAAAAACACCCCUUUCACAGUUGGAUCUGUAGCCGCUUUUAAAGACAAGACCAAGUUUUUUGGAGCAGUGAUCAAAUCUGAGGACUCCAAAAUCCAGUCAGUGAACUCCAAGCUCAAGGGUAAUGAAGUCGGGGUUUCUAUUAUACAAGUCGUUAAAACAGGAUCCACAAAACACGUGACACCCAUGUUCAGCCCCAGCUCCUCCGCAACCACAGCAGGCGUUACAUUGGAAACCGGUGUUGAGCUAACACUUACAAGCGGUUAUACCCCACAGCGCAUGCUCAACAUCGAGGAAACAACCAGUAACUGUAAAGAUCCCGAGGAAACCCACAAAUGCUUGUUGAUUUUCGAUGGAUCCUUUAAAGAUGUUGUUGAUGAUCAUGAGCAGUUCAAAUUGUCUGUCGAGAAGGCCCUGAAAGACAAGCACCCAGAUUGUAGCUGUAACUUUAACGUUAUCGAGGUAAAAGAAGGCAGUAUCCUUGUAACCGUCAACGUAACCAUGGCAUCAUCCCUUAAGGACACUACUUUGACUUCCCUUUACACAAACGUCAAGAAUGGCAUGACUGUCACACAUAAUGGUCACACAAUCACCACAAGACCUUAUAUGGAAGUCAACGGCGAGAAAUAUGUGCCACAGUCUAUGGAAAUCGAGGAAAGUGGACUAAAAACGACGUACAUAAUUGUUAUCGUUGUUGUUGUCGUCUGCUUGAUAAUUCUCGCAAUCGUUGCUACAAUCUUCUACCGCAAGAGAAAGAGCAAGACCAAGGUGAAUCCACCUUCUGCGACAGAUUUGAAAGAGGCUCAUGAUAAUGAAUGGGACCCUCAGCUAGAGUACAAGAUUCCUUCCAAAUCAUCGUUACGCACAUCUGCUGAUCUGGACGACGAUGAAAUCGACGCCAUUUCCUUGGAACACAUGGAUGUGGGGGAUACGACGGUGAUCUCAUCUGUCAAUCACAAGCCCCGUAUUGUCAAGGCCUUCUCAACUCAUGCUACAACACAGAGUAACUCACCCCUCCCCCUUGCCUUGGAUGCGAGGCGACAAUCUGCAACACUGACGCAAGACGACAAUUGUGAUGACAGCGCUGAAAAUCAGUCCGGACACCUCCAGGUCACGCCCCAGAUGUUAUACGGGCUGAGAACUCCCUCCCCGAGUGGUAGCCGUGGUUCGUUACCGAACACAGUGGAAGCGAAUGAUGAUGAUGAUGAGGUAGAUCUGGCGGAGUCUGGCCAAGAGGAAAAGCUGACGGGAGUCGUCAUGAAAGCCAUGAAUGAGAACAAAGGAGAAAAUCGCAUGACGUUGUACCGUGAGAUGUCAGUCAACAUAUUGCGGCCAAGUAUCGAGCACGGAAACCUUGCCCACAACGUUGGCACGGUCAAUGCCAAUGUCUUAGGGAGCCUUGAAGAGCUAAGGCGUGACAUGCGUGACGUCAUGUCACACAAACAGGCGUCACGCUUCGUGUUCGUCGACAGUAAAAUGAAAGUCAUCGCCCCACGUCGCGAGGGACUGGUGAUGGUUGGUGAUGUGUUCAAGAGAACUAUCCGAAUCAAAGUCCUUCAUGGAAGAGAGCGAAUCAACGACUUUUGUCCAUGUGGUCUUGUCGCCAAUCAGCGCUGCCAGGAGUGUGACGUACAAGGCUACUGCAGCGAUGCAUGCCGGGAGGAGGACAGCAUCAAUCACACGACUCGAUGCAAACUGGACAAGAAACAGCAAAUCCAGGCCAUGAAAUUCGAUAGCCUUGGGAAACUGAAGAAAGGGGGAGUGUGAGCACUGGGAUGUAUAGGAUAAAGUAUUUCCGCACUCGUUUGAACUUAGAUAAGCGCAUGCGCUCCAGUGAGAAUCAUAAAAUUACGUACUCUUGCGUCUUAGAGAACCAUCAGCCUACAUUCUGCCCCUUUAAUUGGAAGAUCCUAUCCUUAGUUUGUGUUCCGAGUGUCUUGCGUAAUUUAUAUCCCCAUGGAGCGUAAUAGAGAGAGACACACUUUCAAAGACAUACAUACAAAGAUCACAUAGAAAGAUCCAUAACAAAGGAUACUUUGAUAUAUUUUGUAUCAUGUAUCCAAGCACUCUAUUCAAAUAUCAUAAAAAUGCAUGGGCUAUAACUUUAUGAAUUUGACACGUUUGAUAGCCAUAUGGGAAACAAAUUAUAAUUUCAACAUGUGAGGCUCCCAGUACCAUCCACUUGCUAGACAUGGCAACAAUACGCGCGUUGAAUGAGUGUGGAUCUGUAGAUAGACAACCACAGGGGCUCAUAAGUAGGGGCAAUCAAUUUCCUCACAUUCUUGUAUUAUAUAAGUGUCACGGCGUUUCCUAGGAUCAGGCUAUUUUUAGACGCGCGGAUUAGCCAAUCAGAUGCGACCUUAGUGCUUACGUUUUGGCAGAGCUCAACUGCACGCGCAGUCUCAGACAAAAAGCUAUGUUUUCUCUUCGGUACUUUGACUUUUGUUGCUCUCUUCUUCAAUAAUGAAUCCGACUUUACCUACGAAUCUAAAUUCUGGCUUGCAAUUCUUUUGUUGAACAAACAAAACCGAGGGAUGAUAGAUAAAGAAAUAUUCUUCUUAACUGAAAUUUGCGCGUGCUCGUGCAGGCUCACGUCACUAGCGCGCGCGACCAACGUCAACGUAGCUGAUUGGCCCGUUCGUGCGCGCGCGUCUAAAAAUAGCCUGAUCCCAGGAAACGCCGUGACACUUAUAUAAUACAGAUGAUUGCCCCUUCUUAUGAGCCCCUGACAACCACUAAUAUAGUGGUCAUACACACGUUUUUACAGUUAUGGUGCACAGAUCAUUGCGUAUGUGACACAAUAAAAGUUUUAUCACAAA
Nematostella vectensis (starlet sea anemone) is the source of this 16672-nucleotide messenger RNA. Its product is annotated as fibrocystin-L-like. The coding region runs from base 120 to 15620 and encodes 5166 amino acids. NCBI's taxonomy places the organism in Eukaryota, Metazoa, Cnidaria, Anthozoa, Actiniaria, Edwardsiidae. Gene Ontology annotation, biological process: polysaccharide catabolic process. The transcript has 45 exons. The record is from RefSeq and is a predicted model, not a curated record.